Molecule: messenger RNA, 639 nt
Organism: Candoia aspera
Lineage: Eukaryota; Metazoa; Chordata; Lepidosauria; Squamata; Candoiidae
Product: claudin-17-like
Exons: 1
Coding region: 1-639 (212 amino acids)
Biological process (GO): bicellular tight junction assembly; cell adhesion
Cellular component (GO): plasma membrane; bicellular tight junction
Molecular function (GO): structural molecule activity
Source: RefSeq, a predicted model, not a curated record
AUGGCUUUCUGUCCACUGCAAAUGGUGGCUUGGCUGCUUGGGAGUAUUGGCAUGAUUGGAACAGUUGUUGUCACUCUGAUGCCUCAAUGGAAAGUAUCAGCCUUUACAGGAAACAACAUUAUAGUCUUUGAGACUAUUUGGGAAGGCUUAUGGAUGGUAUGUGUCAGCCAUAUCAAGAAUUAUCAGUGUGAAUUCUAUAAAUCUAUACUGGCCCUUCCACCUAUCCUAGACGCUGCCAGAGGAUUAAUGUGCACGGCUUGUGCACUGUCAGUUAUUGCCUGUCUGACUGCUUUUGCUGGCAUGAAAUGCAUUGGAAGUUCAGGCAGUAAUGAACAAAUCAAAAGGAACAUUUUAUUCACAGCUGGAGUAAUUUUUCUUCUGACAGGGGCUUUAGUGCUGAUUCCUGUUUCCUGGAUUGCCAAUGAUAUCAUCGAGGAUUUUUACAAUCCAGAAAUCCAAGCUGCUCGGAAACGUGAAUUGGGAGCUGCCCUCUAUUUAGGCUGGAUCUCAGCAGCGUUUCUAAUCUUUGGAGGAGUCAUGUUUUGUGGUCUCUGCUGCUGUUCUGAGGAACCUGAAAGACAUGAACAUUCAGCACCAUGCAGCCAAAUCAAGUCUGUGACCAUGCGUUCCUAUGUAUGA